AUGGUGUUCAGGUUCCGUGCCGGAUGGCCAGUGACUCUCUUGGGCGGAUUAGUGAUCGGCGUACUCGCCUUGCUCCUACCUCAGCUUCUCAGCUGGCGUAACAUACAAGCUGCAGUACCCUACACUGGGCCCAGAUUCGAUGCAACAGGGCAAUCUGCGAUAUGCAUCAAGCUAGCAGCUGCCCUCCGGGAACAGGUUUAUUCUCAUCAACAUUCGACUUACAACGAUGUCCUGCAGUCAUACUGGUCCGAAAACGCGGCGGAGAUGCAGCCAUCUUGCAUCGUAAGACCUACGAGUGCCGAGGAUGUAUCAGUUGCAAUCAAGACUCUGCGAGAGGGUCGCGAAGCUGGAGACAAUGUGCGAUUUGCAGUCCGUAGUGGCGGACACUCCCCCGAAGCUGGAUUCGCAAGUAUCAGAGAUGGCGUUACCAUUGACAUGGGCCUCUUUGACGGGAUCUCUGUUGCGGAUGAUCGUUCAUCAGCUACUAUUGGAGUAGGUGCUCGUUGGAAAGAAGUCUACUCGAAGCUAGAUGACAUGGAAUUAGCUAUGGUCGGCGGCAGAAAUGCCAACGUCGGUGUUGGAGGUCUAGUCCUGGGCGGUCAGUCUUCGCGCUGUUAA
This is a messenger RNA of Cercospora beticola, 618 nucleotides long. RefSeq names its product FAD-binding oxidoreductase. NCBI's taxonomy places the organism in Eukaryota, Fungi, Ascomycota, Dothideomycetes, Mycosphaerellales, Mycosphaerellaceae. Gene Ontology annotation, molecular function: FAD binding. The record is from RefSeq and is a predicted model, not a curated record.